CCUCCUUCGCCCAAUUGCGAUUUGUUUCCCGUGUUAUGACCUUGUUUACUUGUCGAGGCAAAGCCUUUGGAGCAGAAUUAAAUAAUAAUAAUAAUAAUAAUGUUUUCUGUUUCAGCGUAAUGCACCUGGCAGCGGUGUGUGCAGUGGAGGUGGGAGAAAACGGAAGAAGAUGGCGCUUCUUGAGGAUUACACGCUUCCUGUCUAGAGAACUGUUUUAAGCCUUUUUCAUGGAAGCCUCUCGCUAGUUAGAAUCGCUAACUAACUAACUAAGUAGCUAACUAACUAAUUAGCUAACUAACUAGCUAGCUAAUUAGUGCUUUUGGUUAGUGGACAGCGUGUUAACGUUGGUUUUGGACCGUAUUUUUGUCUCUGGAUCACACACGAGCUGCAUCACGAUGGAUGAGGCAUCGCCAGCGUCUCUGACCGACAUGUGCCUGUCACUGGUGAGCUCCAGACUCGAGCGGUUCUGUGUGAAGCAGGCCGAUGGCUCGCUGUGUCUCCGUGAUCUUGUGGUCUUCCCUCAGGAGCUGGCUGACCAGCUGCUCUGCAAGAUGGCCACAGAGGGACUGCUGAAUGACAGCACGGUGGGGAUUUUCCGCAACAGCCGGCAGCUCCGGCUGCGUCGCGCCUGCAUCCGUACAGCCCGCAUCUCAGCAGAGGCUUUUGAGCGCGCUCUCUGCCUGCACCGGCUGCUAGAGCUUGAUGCUUCACGUGUCAACGCAGACCUCACCAUCACCGACAUCCUGCGCUGCCUCUCAGCCAGCAAGGCCGCACGUGAGAGCAUGCAACGGCUCGUGCUCAACGGCCUGAGCAUGUCCUCGCUGGAGGAGUCGAGCGGCCGCUGCUUCAGCUCGCUGCAGGGUCUCAGAGCGCUCAGCGUGUCCAACGUGGACUUCUAUGACUCAGGGCUGGUUGAUGUGUGCUCACUGCCUCGUCUGGAGAGCCUGGACAUCUCCAACACAUCUGUAACCAACCUGACACCACUGCUGAGCUGCAAGGACAGGCUGCGCUACCUCACCAUGCACCAGCUCAAACGGUUGGAGAUGAGCUCCAAACAGCUACUGGGCGUACUCAGCCAGCUGGAGGGCCUGCAGCAUCUGGACAUCUCAGAUGACAAGCAGUUCAUGUCAGACGUGGCCUGGCAGCUUCUGGAAACACCAGGCAUCCUGCCUGCACUGGUGUCUCUGGACCUCUCGGGCCGGAAGCAGGUGACCGACGCAGCCGUCCGGGCUUUUGUCGAGGAGAGGCCUGGCAUGACGUUCGUUGGUCUGCUUGCCACUGAUGCCGGCUUCUCUGAGUUUCUGUCUGGAGAAGGUACCUUAAAGGUGACUGGGGAGGCCAACGAGACUCAGAUCUGUGAGGCUCUGAGGCGCUACAGUGAGAGGGAAGGCUUUGUUCGGGAGGCGCUCUUCCAUCUUUUCAGCCUCACACACGUGAUGGAGAAAGCUCGGCCUGACAUUCUCAGACUGGUAGCGUUAGGGAUGAAGAACCACCCCACCAUUCUGAACGUGCAGUUGGCAGCCAGCGCCUGCGUCUUCAACCUCACCAAACAGGACCUGGCGUUCGGAAUGCCUGUACAUCUCUUAGGUCAAGUCACUCAGCUGCUGCUAGAGGCCAUGAAGACCUUCCCCAACCACCAACAGUUGCAGAAGAACUGCCUGCUGUCUCUCUGUAGCGACCGGAUUCUGCAGGAAGUUCCCUUCAACAGGUUUGAAGCUGCUAAGCUGGUCAUGCAGUGGUUAUGUAACCAUGAAGAUCAAAAUAUGCAGAGGAUGGCAGUGGCAAUCAUAUCCAUCCUGGCUGCUAAGCUGUCUACUGAGCAAACUGCGCAGUUGGGAGCAGAGCUAUAUAUAGUGAAGCAACUCCUGCACAUUGUGCGUCAGAAGACCUCUCAGGGCACAGUGGAUGCCACACUGAAGUUCACACUCAGCGCCCUGUGGAACCUAACAGACGAGUCGCCUACCACCUGCAGACAUUUUAUAGAGAACCAAGGCCUGGAGCUUUUCAUCAGAGUGCUGGAGUCCUUCCCCUCGGAGUCUUCCAUUCAGCAGAAGGUCCUUGGCUUACUGAACAACAUAGCCGAAGUGGGCGAGCUGCACGCAGAGCUGAUGGUACAGGGCUUUCUGGAUCACAUCAGGUCUCUGUUGCACAGUCCUGAAGUGGAGGUGAGCUACUUCGCUGCAGGGAUCCUUGCCCACCUCACUUCACGGGGCGAGACAGUGUGGACCCUCGACCUGUCCCUCAGGAACACACUGCUGGAGCAGCUGCACUCAGCAAUCCUGAAGUGGCCCAUACCCCAAUGUGAAAUGGUGGCUUACAGAUCAUUUAACCCUUUCUUCCCCUUGCUGGAGUGCUUCCAGACUCCAGGGGUUCAGCUGUGGGCAGCCUGGGCCAUGCAGCAUGUGUGCAGCAAGAAUGCUGCACGCUACUGUAGCAUGCUGUUAGAAGAAGGAGGACUGCAGCAUCUGGAGGCAGUGAGUUCGCAUCCUGAAACGCAUUGCGAUGUCAGGCGAUUGGCUGAGAGCAUUCUGGACAGCCUUCACCGCCACCGAGCGCGUACAGGCUACAUGGGAGCGACGCAAGCACACACACACAGAGAGAGAGACGUUCCAUGAGAGGGAUAACCCGUUACCAGUCUCUGGAUGACGCAUGAUGUACUACCUGGAAACUGUUUGUGUGUAUUUGUCUGUGUGUCCUUGUAUGGCUUGUUUAAUUACAUCCUCCAACCCUCCCCAUGUGCUCGGUUCCACCAACAAAUCAGGGCACUAGGGGGAAAAAACUUAACAAGCGUUCAUUUGCACAAAGCAAAUUAUUUAAUUUUUUUUUUUCAUCCUUUCUCGGUUUAGAAAUUAGAAUGUUUGUUUAUUUUCUCAUCUCUUUUGCCUGGGUAAAAAUUGGGUGAAGAGUGGCAAGAAGGAAAGAGAAUAGCAUGACAGCAUGUCUGCAUGUGCUGAGAGAGCAUGCUUUAGUUCCUCGGGAUUCUCAGUAUGCACAGUUGGAUUGAUUCAAAUCCAGUUUCGACAGAUUCUUGUCCCUGUGGACACAUGGCAAUAAAUAUCUCAAACUUA
Molecule: messenger RNA, 3068 nt
Organism: Pangasianodon hypophthalmus (striped catfish)
Lineage: Eukaryota; Metazoa; Chordata; Actinopteri; Siluriformes; Pangasiidae
Gene: zyg11
Product: zyg-11 family member, cell cycle regulator
Exons: 16
Coding region: 396-2615 (739 amino acids)
Cellular component (GO): Cul2-RING ubiquitin ligase complex
Molecular function (GO): protein binding
Source: RefSeq, a predicted model, not a curated record